AUGAUUGCGACUUGUGCCUUCAUUAUCUCCACCACUCCGACAAAAUUGACCUCCAAAACGCUCUAUGUGACACCUACCACCAUCAGUACAACCCCGUCCCUAGGCUACCAUCCCCAAAAACACCCCCGAGCAACCCUCAACCCCCUCUUUGCACUCCUUAUCCCAACAAAACCGGGCCUCCCCUCCAGGCUUAUGCUAGUAGAAUUUUUGAUUUACGAUUAUUCAAAAUCAUUUCCCAACUUCAAAUUGCAACUCAGUAGUGCUGGUGCUGAAUUCCCAGACUCAUUCUUUGAGAACAUGGACCGUCUAAUCCUGAGCUUGCAUCUGAAACACAAGAAGAAAUUCAGUUUAGUUACUCAUGACACUUUAAACACCGGUGACACACUUGAUCGUGAAAAGGACAAGCAGAGGCGACUUUUCCCUGGGAUUGCUGUGCCAGACAAGGAGAUGAAGAAGGAUGUGCUCAUGAAAGAGGUGGAUGAUAUGAUGGCUCAGUUUGAAGGUGUUGUGAAGAGGGCAAAAACAACAGAUGAGGAUGACUCAGAGAGGCCUGCAAAGCGGGAGCGAAGAGAUCGAUCUCAGUCACAGUCACCACGCCAUUGUAGUCCAAGCCCUGACAGGGGCCACAAUUGCGACUCCAGAAGGGAUGAUUGGAGGGGGAGAAACAGAGACGAGUGGCCAGUAUUGUUUAAAAUCUACAGUGGCCGAAUAUCAAGUCUCAAAGAGUUUGGCACUUUUGUGCAACUAGAGGGUGUUGCAGGAUGUGUAGAAGGCAUGGUGCAUGUUUCAAAUAUUCAGCAAGGUGCACGUGCAAACUCUGUCCAUAUUGGUCUAUCUAUAAAGGAUGUAGACCAAGCUACGGGUCGUGAUCUCACUCCUUACUUGCACAUCAAAUCUGAAGCCGAGAUGGAGGAAGAGCACCAACGAGUGGCUUGCGUGUCCUCUGGGGCCAAUGCUAUGUCUGACCUCAAUCCUGACCUCAAUGAAGACUUCGUGAAUCCUGUAGCUCAGAUGAAACGCACUCUUGAUCUCAGUCCUGUAAAAAUCAUCAAAGCUCCUAAUGGCUCCCUUGAUGGAGCCGCCCUAAGGGGUGCAGCUUUGGCUAAAGAGCGAUGCGAGCUUCAUCAGCAAGAAGCUAAUGAACAAGCUGACUCUGAAGCUCGAGACUUUAGUGCACCAUCAUUGCUCCCUUAA
This is a messenger RNA of Suillus discolor, 1194 nucleotides long. RefSeq lists its product as uncharacterized. The transcript is spliced from 5 exons. Gene Ontology annotation, molecular function: RNA binding. The coding region runs from base 1 to 1194 and encodes 397 amino acids. Lineage: Eukaryota; Fungi; Basidiomycota; Agaricomycetes; Boletales; Suillaceae. The record is from RefSeq and is a predicted model, not a curated record. Gene Ontology annotation, biological process: RNA stabilization.